AUGGACAGCGGUCGAAUAGAAGACCUCCUGCAACAGUACGUAACACACAUGGAGAAUUUACAAGCCGAACUACGUACAAAACGAGAACAGGAAGAAAAAAUGGAAGUAAAACAGCAUAAGGCUGGUAUUACUAGCAGACCAGUACCAACAGAGACACCAAGAAUUGCCGUGCGGCUUCCGCCGUUCUGGGCCGACCGACGAGCAGUUUGGUUCGCUCAAGCCGAAGCACAGUUCACUUUGGCCGGUAUCAGUAGCGAGCAGACGAAGUUCUGCUACGUAAUCUCGCAGUUGGACCAACGUUAUGCAUCGGAAGUAGAGGACAUUAUCACCUCUCCACCCGAACGAGGCCCCUACACCCUACUGAGAACCGAGCUUGUGAGGCGGCUAUCCCCAUCACCAGAGCAGCGCAUCCGGCAACUCCUCGCAGUCGAGGAAAUUGGCGACCGUAAGCCGUCCCAGUUCCUGAGGCACCUCAAAAGCCUCGCACCAGAUGUGUCUGAUAACGUCAUCCGAAGCGUCUGGACCAGCCGGCUACCCCGCAACGUGCAGAGCUUCCUCGCCGGCCAGAACGAGAGCAACUUGGUGGCCGCAGCCCUCUGUGCAGACCGCAUCUCUGAGGUCGAAGUCCGGCCAGCGCUCGCUAGCGUCGUUGGACCCACGGACAUCGGCGCACUUCGGCAGGAGAUCGCUGAUCUCUCCCGCCAAGUGGCUGCAUUGAGCACCGGACAGGAUCGCCUCCACGCCCGCUUCAAAAAUCUCGAAACCAAACCGAGAGACCGAGGCUCCAGCCCCCAAGGUUCCCGCCCAGAGGUCCGCCCCCGCUUCAGGGAGUCCGACAACAAACCGAGGAACAGAUCCCCCUCCCGGGGCGACACGGGUUCGGACCUCUGUGUAUACCCCAACAACCGCCGGCCCGGCAGCAGAUCCCCCUCCCGGGGCGACGCCACAUCCAGUAUCUGCUGGUACCACCGCCGCUUCGGCGCUCUGGCACACAACUGUACUCCGCCCUGCUCCUACCGCCAGCACGGAAACUGA
Cryptotermes secundus is the source of this 1035-nucleotide messenger RNA. RefSeq lists its product as uncharacterized. The record is from RefSeq and is a predicted model, not a curated record. Bases 1 to 1035 code for a protein of 344 amino acids. The transcript has a single exon. NCBI's taxonomy places the organism in Eukaryota, Metazoa, Arthropoda, Insecta, Blattodea, Kalotermitidae.